Messenger RNA from Symphalangus syndactylus (siamang), 2454 nucleotides. RefSeq names its product PPARGC1 and ESRR induced regulator, muscle 1 (gene PERM1). Gene Ontology annotation, biological process: regulation of DNA-templated transcription; response to muscle activity. NCBI's taxonomy places the organism in Eukaryota, Metazoa, Chordata, Mammalia, Primates, Hylobatidae. Gene Ontology annotation, cellular component: nucleus; cytoplasm. The record is from RefSeq and is a predicted model, not a curated record.
UGGUGCCUGGGGCCUGAACCCAUGAAGACCCCACUGGACCCAUUCUGCUACCCUCCAGUGCCUCUGCUGACCCCACAUGGAAAACUUCCAGUACAGCGUCCAGCUGAGUGACCAGGACUGGGCCGAGUUCUCAGCCACCGCCGAUGAGUGUGGCCUCCUGCAGGCAGGCCUGGCCUCUGGGGACGAGCCCUUGUCCAGUGACAUUGACCAAGGGGACAGCAGUGGCAGCAGUCCCCCCAGGGCCCCACCUCUCCCAACUGGGCAGCCAGCUGCAGGAGGGCGGAGCUGGCGGGGCUGCGAGGAAGAGGACGUGGCCACACAGCAGCCGGUCACCAGGUCUCGGUGUGAGCCUGUCUUGGCCCUGGGGACCGGUCAGCAGACACCCAGCACGUCCGCACGGGCAGAAGCUCCACCGUCCCUCGGCCCCUGCGCCAGCCCUCCCGGCCAGUGCUCAUCCUGCCCUGCUCCGGCGUCUUCUGCAGACCAGAUGCAGAGGCUUCUGCAGGGCCCUGCCCCACGGCCCCCUGGUGAGCCUCCUGGAAGUCCCGAGUCCCGUGGCCACAGCACUGGCUCCCAGAGGCCCCCUGAUAGCCCUGGAGCCCCACCACGGAGCCCCAGCCGAAAGAAGAGGCGAGCUGUGGGUGCCAAGGGGGGUGGGCACGCAGGAGCCUCUGCUUCUGCCCGGAUGGGCUCCCCGCGGCUCCCUGCGGCCAGUCCUGAGACGGCAAAGCUGAUAGCCAAAGCUGGGCAGGAGGAGUCGGGGCCAGGUCCUGCAAAAGCUCCUGAGCCUGGCCCCAGAUCCCCUGUGCAGGGAGACAGACCAGGGCCAGGUUUGGGCCUGUCUACACCUGUCCCUGUGACUGAGCAAGGCACAGACCAAAUCAGAACCUCCCCCCGAGCCCAGCUGCACACGGUGUCCACGCCUGUCCGGGAAGCCCACCCAGAUGUCUCAAGGGCUAAGUCAGACAUGGCUGUGUGUACACCCGCCUCCGAGCCGCAACCUAACAGGGACAUGGCUGUGUCUACACCCGCCUCCGAGCCGCAACCUGACAGGGACAUGGCUGUGUCUACACCCGCCUCCGAGCGGCAACCUGACAGGGACACGGCUGUGUGUACACCCGCCUCCGAGCCGCAACCUGACACGGCUGUGUCUACGCCAGCUUCUGAGCCUCAGUCCAGUGUGGCUGUGUCUACACCCAUCUCCAAGCCACAACUGGACACGGACAUGGCUGUGUCCACACCUGCCUCCGAGCCGCAGCCUGACAUGGCUGUGUCUACACCUGCCUCCAAGCAUGGCCUGGAUGUGGCCUUGCCUACAGCAGGCCCAGUGGCUAAGCUAGAGGUGGCUUCAUCUCCACCUGUCUCAGAGGCUGUGCCGAGGAUGACCGAGUCCAGUGGGCUUGUGUCUAUACCUGUUCCCAGAGCUGACGCCGCUGGCCCCGCCUGGUCUCCCACCCGCAGAGCUGGGCCUGAUGUGGUGGAGACAGAGGUUGUUGUGUCUGAGCCCUCAGCAGGGGCCCCUGGAUGCUGCUCUGGGGCGGCCACACUGGGUCUCACCCAAGUCCCCAGGAAGAAGAAAGUGCGCUUCUCCGUGGCUGGGCCCGGCCCCAACAAGCCAGGCUCAGAAGAGGCCUCAGCCCGGCCCUCAGCCCCCCGGACAGCAACUGGGGGCCAGGGGGGGCCCGGAGCCUGGGAUGCUGUGGCCGUCGGGCCCCGGCCCCACCAGCCUCGGAUCCUCAAGCACCUGCCUCGCCCCCCUCCCUCUGCCGUGGCGAGGGCCGGGCCAGGGAGCAGCUUUGCCGUGACCCUCCCGGAGGCUUACGAGUUCUUCUUCUGUGACACCAUUGAGGAGGACGAAGAUGCUGAGGCGACAGCCACCGGUCAGGAUCCGGCAGGCGUCCAGUGGCCGGACAUGUGCGAGUUCUUCUUCCCAGAUGGUGGAGCCCAGAGGUCGAGGCAGUGGGGGUCCCCGGCGCCACUCCCGAGAGCUGAUCCUGUGCCGACCCCCAUACCUGGAGACCCCGUGCCCAUCUCCAUCCCUGAGGUCUAUGAACACUUCUUCGGGGAGGACAGGCUUGAGGGCGUGCUGGUGCCGGCUGUGCCGCUCCCGCUGCAGGCAUUGGAGCCUCCGGGAUCGGCCUCCCAGGGGGCGGGGCCUGGGACCCCCCUCAAGCCAGCCGUGGUAGAGCGGCUCCACCUGGCUCUUAGACGGGCAGGGGAGCUCCGGGGACCUGUCCCAUCAUUUGCCUUCAGCCAGAAUGACAUGUGCCUGGUGUUUGUAGCCUUUGCCACCUGGGCUGUGAGGACGUCAGAUCUGCAUACCCCAGACGCCUGGAAAACAGUCUUGCUGGCCAACAUUGGCACCAUCUCUGCCAUCCGCUACUUCCGCCGGCAGGUGGGGCAAGGGCGCCGCAGUCGCAGCCGCAGCCCCAGCUCCUAGGAGCCAGGCCGGGG